Molecule: messenger RNA, 656 nt
Organism: Tripterygium wilfordii
Lineage: Eukaryota; Viridiplantae; Streptophyta; Magnoliopsida; Celastrales; Celastraceae
Product: protein BUNDLE SHEATH DEFECTIVE 2, chloroplastic
Exons: 3
Coding region: 138-455 (105 amino acids)
Source: RefSeq, a predicted model, not a curated record
GGCCCAAGGAAAGCCCAGUACAGCUAAUCCAGCCCGUCUAAAAUCAUCCGCAGAAGCUGAGGCUUGGAUGUUUGGCUUUUGUAACGCACUGCAGCUGUUCGAAGAAAUGCCAGUGAAGGACUCAAAUUACUGACAAGAUGAUUCCGAGGCCGCUGAGAAUCUUUGCUACCGGAACGGCGAUUAUCCUGGGUGGCCUAGUUGUUCUCAAUGUCACUUCAGCCGUCUGUGUUAGCGCCCUUCGCGCCGCCACCGAGUCAAAACGGCGAAAGCUUGCGUUGCCUUGUAUGCUUUGUAAAGGGAAAGGCUUUUAUCUAUGCAAGCUGUGCAAAGGCAAUGCAACCAUUGAGUGGUCGCCUCUCUAUGAUCCCGUUGCAAUGAAUCCUUGUCUCUGCCCUACUUGUGACGGUAACAGGGUACAACGCUGUUUAAAUUGCCUUGGGAAGGGCUACACUUGACUUGUUAGAAGCACAACUCCAGUCUCUUACUUUCUUUGUCUAAACUUGUAACUAAUUAUGUAAAUCACAGCUUCAUCUCUGCUUAUGCUUAUGAAUCUUUGAUUAUUACAUAUGGGAUUUGUUCAUUUUGGUUCCAUAGUCACCAAUUGGAUAAAUGUUUUAUGCUUCAUCUAGGUAACUCUUGGCUCUGAUUUGUCUUCA